GGAUUUGUAGCUGUUGAGCGACAUUUGACAGAUUAUUCAGUUCUUACUGGUUCAUCUGAAGCUUUCUGAGUUUACAGCGUUCCCUAUACAGCCAUGAUUUCAGGUCUACCACUGAGAUGGGUUUUACUGUUUCUUUUUCCAAAUCUCAGCCAUCAGACUUCUUCUGGGACAUUUUCAGUGACGGUUCAGUCUCCAGUCUCAGCGCUGCUUGGUUCCUCUGUGUCUCUGCACUGUGCUCUUGCAAAUAACAUGGAUGCUCGACACCUGGAAGUGCACUGGUAUCGUCCCAAAAUGUCUGACACCCCAGCCCUACUCUACAAGAACACACAGAUCCAAAAGAGUCCUGUAGAUGUUCAGUACCAGGGCAGAGUAUCCCUGUCAGGAGAACUGGACAAAGGAGAUGUCUCUCUGAAAAUGGAGAAACUGAUGCUAGCAGAUAGAGGAGACUAUGUGUGUCAUGUGGGCAGUGAGAACUGGUUUGAUGAGGCCACGUUGUCCCUCAGCUUAAGAGCGGUGGGAUCCACUCCUGUUCUCUCCAUAAAUGAAGCAGGAGGAGGGAAAAUGAACGUCAGCUGUCAGUCACAUGGUUGGCUACCUGAGCCGUCAAUCAUCUGGACAGAUAAAGAUGGGAGAGAUCUGAAACAUCUCAGCAAAAACAAGUUCACCAAGAAUUCUGAAGGGGUUGUAGAUGUGACCUCAUGGCUGAUUGUGUCUCCCUCGGAGUCUAUGUGGAUCUCCUGCUCUGUGGGUUUGUCUGAUCAGGAGAGAAAAGACAGCAGAAUAACAUUAUACAUCCCUCUGUGUGUCACAGAGUCGGUGAAUGGAUAUGCCAUUGGGAUUCCCGUUCUUCUGCUGCUGUGUGCCGCCGGAAUUGCAGUGUUUUGCAUGUUACAUAAAAAAGGUCUGAUUCUCUCUAAGAGAAAAAGGACAGAAAAUAGAGGAGAUAAAACAUCAGGAGCUCCGUCAGAAAGAGAGCCUCUGAACAAGAUCCCUGUGGAGAAUCAGGAUCAGAAUGACGCUCCAUUCAUGAAUACAGUUCCUGAUGAUGUGGUUGUAGAUAAAACAUCAGGAGCUCCGUCAGAAAGAGAGCCUCUGAACAAGAUCCCUGUGGAGAAUCAGGAUCAGAAUGACGCUCCAUCCAUGAAUACAGUUCCUGACGAUGUGGUUGGAGAUAUCGAUCAAAAUUCUGAGCAAAAGGCAGAAAUACCAUCAACUUCAACUCCAAAUCUCAGUCAGCAGAAAUCUGAACAGCAGAAUCCUGAGGCAGUGAAAGAAAAACCACAACUUACAGAAUCCAGAGGAGAUCAGAGAGACUCCAGCUCCUUCGCUCCAGUGUGCUCCACUGCUUGUUCAGCCACUGAGGAACCAAAUUCCACUGCCUCCAUCUCAAAUCCCAAACCUGCUGCCACCAUGUCAGACAGCGAACCUUCUACCAUCACCUCAAAUCCUACACCUGUCCAAGAUGCAGUAGACAAUUUAACCAUAAUGUUCACUGGGCUGGAAUCAAAUCCAGAUUUGGAUGAAGUGAAAAAAUUCAAAGUGAACAUCACCAUCAACCCAGAUGAAACUCCAGAGUUUCUAACACAAGACAGAAAUAAAGUAUUCUGCAAUCUUCCAAGGCCAGCCUGGGAUAUUAACAGUUCUGAUGAAGAUGAGAAAGUCUUCACUCUGUGUAACGCGAGGUUCAAUGUCGGUAAACGUUACUGGGAGGUGAAAGUCAGAGAAUCACAUAAAAUAGAGAAACUCUCCUGGUUUGUUGGUGUUGCGAGUGAAGCAGCUGAGAGAGAGUACAAUAUCCCGUUGACUCCACAGAAUAAAUUUUGGGUUCUCAGUUAUGAAGAAGAAAAAGGACUUUAUAUCAGAGAUAAAGCAGAACUGAUUUCACUCCCAGAUGUUCAUAAAGAGCUCACAGCAGUGGGAGUGUUUUUAGACUGUGAUGAACACACACUGUCAUUUUAUAACAUUAAUACAACAUCACACAUCUACACUUUCACUAAUGUGGAACCCAGAAGAAUUUCACUACGUCCCCUGAUCAGCCCUGGAGUCAGAGACAGUUAUCCUGUAUGCAUUCUUUAGAAAAAUAAGGACAAACUGUAGGAAACGUCUGUAAUGUGGUGAUGUGUGAAUUUAUAAUAUUAGCAGUGAUCUAAUCUACAGUAUGUAUUUAUAUAAAGUAUUUCUACACACUGUACAUAACACAUUCAUAACAUCUUACGUCUCUGAACAGUGAAAUGUUUCCUCACAGCUGUAAAUAUUUACCUUUAUUCUGUCUUUACUGUAGUUAGAAAAUACAUUUUUAUUAUGUUUUUUACUGGUAUCACAAAGUGUAGAACUUUAACGUGCACUGCUUUA
Neoarius graeffei (lesser salmon catfish) is the source of this 2352-nucleotide messenger RNA. RefSeq names its product butyrophilin subfamily 2 member A1-like. The transcript has 14 exons. Lineage: Eukaryota; Metazoa; Chordata; Actinopteri; Siluriformes; Ariidae. Bases 94 to 2076 code for a protein of 660 amino acids. The record is from RefSeq and is a predicted model, not a curated record. Gene Ontology annotation, molecular function: protein binding.